Boleophthalmus pectinirostris (great blue-spotted mudskipper) is the source of this 6270-nucleotide messenger RNA. Its product is annotated as microtubule-associated serine/threonine-protein kinase 4-like. The record is from RefSeq and is a predicted model, not a curated record. NCBI's taxonomy places the organism in Eukaryota, Metazoa, Chordata, Actinopteri, Gobiiformes, Gobiidae. Gene Ontology annotation, biological process: peptidyl-serine phosphorylation; intracellular signal transduction. The transcript has 30 exons. Gene Ontology annotation, molecular function: ATP binding; protein binding; protein serine/threonine kinase activity. The coding region runs from base 334 to 6270 and encodes 1978 amino acids.
CCCACUCGUGCAAUAAGGCCAGUGGCAACAUGGUCCCCGCGCCGUGACUGGAGUUAAAUUAGCUGGAGAGCGCAAAUUUGCCGCCUCGUCUAAUCUAGUUUGCGUGUCUGGCGCAGUGCAGUUACAGCUUCUUUUUUAAAUUAGUAUUCCUGUCAAGUGACGUUGACUUUUUUGGUCACCCCUGUCGGAGCUUCAGAGCGAAAUGGAUAUUCUUGUGCGUGUUAUUGGGUUUUUUUUCACUGGACAGGUAAUUUGUGGCUCUCAUUAGUAGAGACUGGAGGUAGAAUAUCGUCCGACGGAGGUGUCUCUUAGCGUUUGUGGCCAAUAAUAAUAAUGGAGCAGGAAGAGGUUUCAGCAGCGGGCGCGGAGAGUCGGUCCUCGUCAGGUUCUCACACCUUAUCAGAAGGAGAUGACCUGACAUCAGAAUUGGACCUAAAAUCAAUUGAAGAAGACAGCCACCACGCGGGCUUUCAGUGCGUCAACACUAUGGGACAUGGCACAUCCCCAGAAGAGCCAGACCAAGACGAGGACGAGGAAGACGAAAGGAUGGACCACAUCUUGUUUCCUCCUGCCACAUCAGUGCGUAAAUACAGUAAUCCUGACCUGACGGUGGGAUUAAACCCUGCCCUGAAACUGAAGCGGUAUCUGAGUGAAGAUGGGACACACAUGCGCAGGAGGAGCCUCGGGGGUGGACUUACAGGAAAGUACCUUCUGCUGCCUAGUAACACACAGCAACCCACUUGGCAUCCUUCACCUGAGACAUCAAAUCUGCUUCGUAUGCGGUCUCUUAACCUCGGGAAGUCUGACCCAUCCAUCACCUCUAGUCAGAAAGAACUGAGUCUUCCCAGAAGAGGCAGUCUCCUCACUCCCCGAAGCUUGAGUCCCACUCCCACUAGCCCUUGCAGUCCGUGCAGCCCACUGCACGCUUUUCAUUUUUGGAGUUGCAGGACAAGCAACAGAAAAAGUCUGAUAGGAAGUGGUCAGUCAUCAGGUUUACCACGACCUCAUUCACCACUCUCUACUCUCACUGGAACAAGUCCACAAGACAGUCCCAGGAAUUUCUCCCCCAGUGCUUCAGCCCAUUUCUCAUUUGCCCGAAGGACUGAUGGCCGCCGCUGGUCACUGGCCUCUCUCCCCUCAUCAGGCUAUGGAACCAACACACCUAGCUCCACUCUCUCUUCAUCCUGUUCAUCACAGGAGAAGCUGCACCAGCUGCCCUUCCAGCCAACUCCUGAUGAACUGCACUUUCUCUCUAAGCACUUCUGCACUGAGAGCAUCUCUGGAGAUGAAUGUCGACGAGCCACACCAAUGCGACCACGUUCACGCAGUCUAAGCCCAGGACGAUCUCCAUCAUGUUUUGACAAUGAAAUUAUUAUGAUGAACCAUGUCUACAAGGAGAGAUUUCCGAGGGCCACAGCUCAAAUGGAGGAGAAGAUUGAGGAGAUCAUCCGCAGUAACUCUCCAGAGAACGUCCUCCCUCUGGCAGAUGGCGUCCUCGGCUUUGCACAUCACCAAAUCAUUGAGCUGGCCCGUGACUGUCUCGAGAAGAGUCGGCAAGGACUGGUCACCUCCAGCUAUUUCUGCGAGUUCACCGAUAAGCUGGAGAAGCUGGUUAUGGAGUCAACAGAAAGAUCAGAGAGUGAGGAAGUGAACUUCAUCAGAGAGCUAGUAAAAAAACUUCUCAUGGUCAUAGCCCGACCAGCACGAUUACUGGAAUGCCUGGAAUUUGAUCCAGAGGAGUUCUAUCACCUUUUGGAGGCUGCUGAAGGACACGCUAAAGAGGGCCAGGGCAUCAAAACUGAUAUCCCCCGUUACAUUAUCAGCCAGCUUGGACUGACAAGGGACCCUCUGGAAGAAAUAGCUCAGUUGACUAGCAGUGACAGUGGGAUUGCAGAAACACCUGAAACAGAUGACUCGUCUCAAAGUUUUAGUGCAGUAUUACGGUCCAGGCGGAAACCCUGUGAGCUAGACUUUGAGAUGAUAAAACUCAUUAGUAAUGGCGCCUAUGGAGCUGUAUACCUGGUUCGGCAUAAGGAGACAAAGCAGCGUUUUGCCAUGAAAAAGAUCAACAAACAAAACCUUAUUUUGAGAAAUCAAAUCCAGCAGGCGUUUGUAGAAAGAGACAUCCUCACCUUUGCAGAGAAUCCUUUUGUGGUCUCCAUGUUCUGCUCUUUUGAGACACGACGCCACUUGUGCAUGGUUAUGGAAUAUGUAGAAGGUGGUGACUGCGCCACUCUUUUGAAAAACAUGGGUCCUCUUCCUGUGGAUAUGGCCAGAAUGUACUUUGCUGAAACUGUACUUGCGCUCGAGUACCUCCACAAUUAUGGCAUUGUACACAGAGAUCUUAAACCAGACAACUUGCUGGUUACCUCAAUGGGGCACAUAAAACUGACAGAUUUUGGGCUGUCAAAAGUAGGCCUGAUGAAUAUGACUACCAAUUUGUAUGAAGGACAUAUAGAGAAAGAUGCACGGGAAUUUUCUGACAAGCAGGUUUGUGGAACUCCCGAGUAUAUUGCUCCAGAGGUGAUUCUCAGACAAGGCUAUGGGAAGCCGGUGGACUGGUGGGCAAUGGGCAUUAUCCUCUAUGAGUUUCUAGUUGGCUGUGUGCCGUUUUUUGGAGACACACCAGAGGAACUUUUUGGACAAGUCAUUAGCGAUGAAAUCAACUGGCCGGAGGGUGAAGACGCUCCACCUCCUGAUGCGCAAGAACUUAUCACAUUGCUGUUGAGACAGAAUCCUCUGGAAAGACUUGGUACAGGAGGGGCUGCAGAGGUGAAGAAUCAUCAGUUUUUUCACAACCUUGAUUGGAAUAGUUUGCUGAGGCAGAAAGCAGAGUUUAUUCCACAGUUGGAAUCUGAAGAUGACACUAGCUAUUUUGACACUCGCUCUGAAAGAUACCAUCACCUUGAAACAGAAGAGGAUGACACUAAUGAUGAAGACUUCAACAUGGAAUUGCGGCAGUUUUCCUCCUGUUCUCACAGAUUCUCCAAGGUUUACAGCAGUCUGGAUCUGUCCCGUGGGCAUCUGGAGGAGGAAAAGGGAGAGACUGAAGAGAACAAAGCGGAGACUCCACUGACUGCCGAUACACUUAACUGGAUGCCAGAUUUUGCUGAAAUGCCAUCCAUAUCCCAGUCAACAGACAGUGGCAGUAUGAACCAAGGGUCUUGUUUGUUACCAAAGUUUGCCAUUUCAGCAGAGAGUGAAGGAGAGGAGUCCUCAGGCCUUGCAGACUCAACUAAACCAUCCUUGUCUGUUGAAAUACCUCUAGAUGAGCCUGACAUGACAACCCCUGGCAGCACUCCAGGAGAAACUCUCUCUGACAGUUUUUCUGAACAUUUGGACCAGCUGGUCCCUCGAAGUGAAGAGAGGGAGAACCCUGACAUUAACUCCCCUGGCGACCAGGUGACUCAGCCAACUCUUGCUCUUCCACAGACCGCUGUGGAAAAGUCUGGAGUUGUACCAAAAGUCCCCAAAUCUGUUUCAACUGGAACUCUUUCUCUCAUGAUUCCAGGAGACCUUUGUGGUGUGUCUCCACUGCCCAGCCCCCUAUCACCGUACUCACUUUCCUCAGACCCUUCUUCGCGAGAUUCCUCUCCAAGUCGGGACUUGUCCUUGUGUGCUACAAACCUGCGGCAACCAGUCAUAAUACAUAGUUCUGGAAAGAAGUUUGGCUUCACGCUCAGAGCCAUACGAGUUUAUGCUUGUGACAGUGAUGUCUACACUGUCUACCACAUGGUCUGGAACGUAGAAGAAGGAGGACCCGCACACACAGCUGGAUUAAAAGCUGGGGACCUCAUCACACAUGUCAAUGGGGAACCAGUGCAUGGCCUUUUUCACACAGAAGUAGUUGAGCUUCUUCUAAAGAGUGGUGGCAAAGUUGCCAUCUCUACAACACCAUUUGAAAAUACGUCCAUUAAAACUGGACCGGCCAGAAGAAACAGCUACAGAAGCAAGAUGAUAAGGUGUGCUAAAAAAGCUAAAAAGGAGAAGACUCCAGAGAGGAGGCGCUCCCUCUUCAGGCGUUUUGCCAUGCAGCCCUCUCCUCUGCUGCACACAAGCCGCAGUUUUUCAUCAUCUCUGAACCACUCUCUCUCAUCUGGUGAGAGCCUCCCUGGAUCCCCGACCCACAGUCUAUCCCCUCACUCUCCUACUGCCUCCUUACGACCUGCACCAGACUUCACCCAGUCAGGAGGGAACUCCUCUCAAAGCAGUUCUCCAAGUUCCAGUGCUCCUAACUCGCCUGCAGGUUCUGGAAACAUCCGUCCGAGUACGUUGCAUGGCCUUGGCCUAGGACCACGACUUCGCCAGGGUCGCCGAAAAUCCGCUGGUAGCAUCCCCCUUUCUCCUUUGGCCCGCACACCUUCUCCAACACCACAGCCAACUUCUCCACAGCGCUCUCCUUCUCCUCUACUAAGCGGGCAUUCAGUCACAAUCUCAAAGACACCCCAAACCUUCCCAGCCAAGAUCCACUCUCCUCCCACUAUUGUCCGCCAUAUUGUGCGCCCCAAAAGUGCUGAGCCUCCUCGCUCACCCCUCUUAAAGCGAGUGCAGUCUGAAGAGAAGUUGUCUCCCUCUUACUCUGGAGACAAGAAGCACCUGUGUCCCAGAAAACACAGCCUGGAAGUGACGCAGGAGGAGGAGCAAGGGGAAGAACUAGGCAGUGAUCAACACAAUGUGGAUGAGACAUGUGAACCUGUGUCUGUCCCCCGCAUUCGACCCGUUGAACAGGGGUGCUUAAAAAGGCCAGUUUCUCGAAAGAUGGGACGUCAGGAAUCCCUUGAAGAACUUGACAAAGAAAAGCUGAAGUCAAAACUUGUUGUUAAGAGGUUGGACUGGUCAGAAAGGAGGGAGUCUUUACAAAAGCAAGAUGCCCUUUAUGAAUCAGAUUUGGUUUCUUUCUUUGGUGAAGACAGGGAUGAAUUUCAAACCUCUGAGACCCAUCCUGGUUUUGCACUUAAAAAGUGGAACACACAUGUUUCAGAUACCAGUGUUGAGCCUGGUGCCAGUAGUGAUGGAGACAGUAGCCCCAGAUCCCACUCAGAUAGGCCACACUCAAGACUGAGUAAAGAUCUUAUUAAGCCAGAUAGACUGGACUUCAAAGCUCCUAACAUUGAGCUGACCCGAAAGAGGCUUUCAUUUGAAGAACGUGAGGACUGUGUACGUCGUUUGUCCUCAACUAUUCUUGAAAAUCAUCAUUUUGGGUCUACAAGAUCUAAAAGUCUUCAGCUGGACACAGUUUUAAGUCAUGAUCAAAUGAAGGCAGGAAUAGGAAGUAUUCACUCAAGCCCUGAAGGUCUGGCCCCCAAAUAUUUCUCUGGCAGACCAGAGAGUGCUGUGGAGAAACUUCAUCUUAUUUCCUCCUUAGAGUCUCCUCUUCGUAAAACCUCCUCUGAAUAUAAACUAGAAGGUCGUCAUGUUUCUUCUCUUAAACCUUUAGAGGGGACAUUGGAUAUAGGUCUGCUGUCUGGGCCAAGAAUCUCAAAGACAGAGACCUGCUUGGCAAAGAUGAUAGAAAAAGUCAGUGAGCCAGUAAGUUCUCCAACUCGACUACAGAGCUUUAGUGAGAGACAAAUUACAAUUCCCCACCUAAAAUCUACAGACAAACCAAAAAGCCCCACUACAAGUUCCCCCAAACCAGAAACCCUUAAUAUGACAGCAUGCCCAGAGUCUGUCACAGAAGUGAGGAGCGAGAAAACGCUCAGUGAAUGUUUAAAGAGUCCCACCAGUAAAGCAGAACCUUUUGCUUUUACUGUAAAACAGGAGAGCAGGACUGCACUGAAGGGCUCUUCCUCCCUGACUCAUGACCUGAGAGGGGCUCGACACAGCUCCCAUUUUUCUUCAUAUGGAAAAACACCUUCAAUAAGGGAAGUCAGCAACGAGGACCAGGAGGAUGAAGUGGAGGAACAGGAAGUCACACCACACACUUCAUCACACAACUCUGACAGCUCCAACACAGGCAACCUUUUGACUGGAGCCAGACCUGAGGCAGACAUAAUAACUACCCAGGCACCUUUAUUAGAGCAAACUCCAGCUGCAAGCACCACAGGACUAUUAUUGGUCACACAGAACAUAAACUCUGCCUUAAACAAUGAAUAUACAGAAACUGCACAAAUGUCAAAUACAAUCUCUGCCUCUAAGAAGGUUGUAGGUAAUUUACAGAAUCCAGUUUCUGGGGAUUCACAACCGCCAUCUAAAGAGCCCUUGCAUUGUUCCUUAAGGAAAGAGUCACCUUCUCUUACCACUACAACAACUGACUCAAUGACUGCAUAG